CUAAUAAAAAACAACAACAUCGCAAAAUAAAGCAACCCGCUGCAAAUAAAUCAUAAAAAUUAAAAUAUAUUCGGAUUACUUAGGACCAAUAUUCAUACGUACACGCCGUUGCGGAGCGAGAUAUACCAGCUAGAACCGGGGCAUUACGUUAAUCCAUAGCGACAAAAAUGACACGAGGAAACCAAAGAGACCUGGCGCGUCAGAAGGCCCAAAAGAAACUGUCGGAUCAGACCAAGGGAAAGCGUACCGAUAAUCUCACUGUGGAGCAGCGCAAGGCUAGGGAUGCUGAGGUGAUGCGUGAUAAGCAGAAGAAAAAGGAAGAUGCUGCAGCAGCUGGGACAAGUAAAUAGAGACCAGCCAACAGACAACUCCAUCAGGUAGACAGAUGCAGGCGUGGGUCACACAAAAUUGUUAGUGGGUAGUCAGUCGGUGCGUCCCAGGAUCUAGGAGCGUCAGCGCCAUUCUACAUGAGAGAAACAUAAUGAGAAUUUUAUACAUUUCAACGCUACAACUAUGCAUAGAUAUUACCGGGCUGUAGCUGUACCAAGCAAUAAAUAAGCAACCCCCUGGUCCCACCACACAAACGGUCUCAAUGGAUUUCGAUUUCAGUACCGCCUUGGUUUUCGUUCCCUUUCCUUUUUGCAGUGUCCGGCUGAACCAUAAUUAAGCAAAUUGAUUAUUUCUCAACAUACCUGAUUAAAUUAUUUACUCUAAUGAACAUAUAAAUUUUCAAAAUAAAAUAUAAUAUGCAGCCAAAAAACGUAGCACUAAAAAAUCACCAUGUCUAGCUAUAUAUUAUAUAUGUAUUGUGUUUUUGACGAAAAUAUAUAUAUAAAUGAUGACUUGCAGACAUGCAGACAACCAGUACCGAA
Molecule: messenger RNA, 872 nt
Organism: Drosophila obscura
Lineage: Eukaryota; Metazoa; Arthropoda; Insecta; Diptera; Drosophilidae
Product: putative SERF-like protein
Exons: 3
Coding region: 168-350 (60 amino acids)
Cellular component (GO): cytosol
Source: RefSeq, a predicted model, not a curated record